Molecule: messenger RNA, 986 nt
Organism: Hyaloscypha bicolor E
Lineage: Eukaryota; Fungi; Ascomycota; Leotiomycetes; Helotiales; Hyaloscyphaceae
Exons: 4
Coding region: 1-753 (250 amino acids)
Source: RefSeq, a predicted model, not a curated record
AUGAGUUCUUCACAACAAGGCGAAGCCUCGACCUCAACUCUGGCCCCACUGGCCGAGGUAUACGAUACCACACGUUUCGGAGAGCUCUACUAUGGUUCACGCGCGCCAGAAAUCAAUGAUCUCUGCCUUGCAGCGAGAUUCAUGAUCCAAAUUUUUGAGUAUUACAGAAUCCCGUUCGCUUUUCUUGGCGGCUGGGCAAUGUAUGUGCGAGGAAGCCCCCGUCGGACCCAAGAUGUCGAUAUUGCCAGAAGAAUUAAAGAGAGAGUAAAUAUUUUAAACAGUUUAACUAACUCAAAUCCCAGGCUGUCAGUGCCAGCAAUCCACGGCCAAACCUCCAUCGAGAUAUUUGUCCACACCGGUGGGCAAUUUGAUACAGGUUAUCGUGCAUACGCUGUCAGCGCAGAUAUUAUCAUUAAUGGCAAUUUAAACACGCCCCGUAACAUCCCUAACGAUACCGAGCUCGUUACCCCACCGGCGCAACAAACACCACUAGGCAACAACCAAAUCCGUGUUAUCAACAUCUUCUUCCAAUUCCGUAGUAAACUUGAUGCAUUCAAUACCCGUCGAGCUACCGGAAACCAAGGAAAUGAUUACCAAGACUUAGAAUGGCUGCUUAAAUACCACGCCAACGAGAUUUAUUAUUGCCGCAAUGCCCUCAACUACGCCCACCGGUCCUUGUUCUUUCAAGAUUUCGCCGAUCAGAAUUCGCAAGAAGAUACCAACUAUGCGAGAACGAUAUUGGGUCUGGAUUAGACUGGCUAGUUAUAUAUUGGCAUACAUGGAUUUCUCAGGUUGUAUUAUUGCACUUGAUUGACUGCUUUCCUAUGUAGCCCGCACUUGUUGUUCACUCCCUUUCACUGAUUCUACACGUAAUCUUCAGUAUGUUUGUUGUCAUUUGACUGGUCUUCCUGGUUUCUUUUCACUUGAUCUCUUUUAGUUCGGACUGUUGUUAGCAGAACUAUCAUGCUCCCUUCUUGUACUUGGAC